This is a messenger RNA of Amaranthus tricolor (Joseph's coat), 2715 nucleotides long. RefSeq names its product ATPase family AAA domain-containing protein FIGL1. The coding region runs from base 281 to 2236 and encodes 651 amino acids. The transcript is spliced from 13 exons. Gene Ontology annotation, molecular function: ATP binding; ATP hydrolysis activity. NCBI's taxonomy places the organism in Eukaryota, Viridiplantae, Streptophyta, Magnoliopsida, Caryophyllales, Amaranthaceae. The record is from RefSeq and is a predicted model, not a curated record.
UCUUACUCUUUUAACUUUUUCACUCUUAAAUAACUAUGUUCAAUCCAAGCAAACCCUUAUCAUUUAACUGCUCAUUUCACUAUCCAUUUGUUUUUUAAUACUUUGGUGCUUUUUUUUAUAAGUGUACGUGGCGCAAACGGACACGCACAAUUAUCCAAUUACAAAAUUCUAUUUGGCGGGAAUUAUAUAACAAGGAAACACCAAUUUUGCGAUAUUUUUCCAUUCAUCCUCAACCUUAGAGGUUUCACAGUCACAAAACAAGCUUCAAACACGCAGAAAAAUGGCGAAACCAGCAGAAAUGGAAGAUAACCAACAAAAUUGGAGAAAAGAAGUUGAUACUAAUGUCAAAAGACUUCAAUCUCUUAUUUUCGGCGCUGAUUUGGCUUCAAAAAAUCGUGAUUUUUCUUCCGCACAUCUUCUCAAUCUUCGUCUCCUCGGAUUCCUUGAAUCUCACUCUCAAAACGACGUCGAUGCUUCGUUUCUUCAUCCUAUUCGUCGCGAUGCCUUAUCCAAGCUUGCUGCUGCUCGACGUGAACUUACUCCUGGUUCCGAUCGCCAAGCAUUUGAAGCCGCAGGUGUUCCUCAAGGAAAAAUAUUCUCCAUGAAUGUAGAUGUUGACAAGAUCAUACAAUCAAAGUAUUUUCAAGCCCUUACACAGCAUUCAUCUAAAGCGGAAACAAGUGAAGUGGGAGGCCAACAGGAUACGAAUGUCAGAUUGACUAAAAACAUGCCCGGAAGCACCAGUGAGGGAAACAACAAGAUGUCCAGAAAUAAUGAUGGUCAAAGUAGCUCAUGUACAUCCAAAAAUAAUGAUUUUGAUGACAUUGAUGUUUUGCAAAAGGUUUAUGCAUCAAACCAUCCUCGAGGGAACUCCAUGCUUGCUCAUGCUGAAGAAGAAAGAACAAUUGGUAACCAUUUGGGAGUAAAGCGCCCUCAUAUGGAUACAAGGAGCCCCAGAAAUGAAUGCAUCCGAUCACCUUUGAACAACAAGGAUACCAACAGAGAAGUCUCAGGGAAUGCAUUUGUUACCGCCAAAACAAAAUUGGAAAUGGAAAUGAAGCAAAGAAGAGGAUUGGGGGGUUCACCAAACUAUUCUCUUUCUCCCCACAAUGAUUACAAUUCCAACACUCGUUAUUAUGGUGGAAAAUCUUAUGGUGUAUCACGUCGUGGAGUUCGUGGUAAUUUUAUUCCUCCGAUAAGGUCUAAUGGGAACAAUACCGGAAUGACCGCAAGAAAUGGUGGAAAGGGUGAUGAUGCUUUAGAGGACUCAACCAAAAAAUGUUUGGAAAUGUUGUGUGGUCCUGAUGGGGAGCUACCAGAGAAGCUAAGAAAUUUGGAGCCUCGUCUUAUUGAACACGUUAGUAAUGAGAUCAUGGAUCGAGACCCCAAUGUUCGGUGGGAGGACAUUGCUGGUUUAGACCAUGCCAAGAAAUGUGUGAUGGAGAUGGUGGUUUGGCCUCUGUUGCGACCUGACAUUUUCAAAGGAUGUCGUGCUCCAGGAAGAGGCCUACUAGUCUUUGGUCCACCUGGAACUGGCAAGACAAUGAUAGGGAAGGCUAUAGCUGGAGAAGCUAAGGCAACCUUUUUCUACAUAUCUGCUAGUUCUUUGACUAGCAAGUGGAUAGGGGAGGGUGAAAAGCUAGUGAGAGCACUUUUUGGAGUCGCCAGUUGCCGUCAACCAGCUGUUAUAUUCGUUGAUGAAAUAGAUUCCCUUCUAUCACAGCGUAAAUCAGAAGGUGAGCAUGAAGCAAGUAGGAGACUAAAGACACAGUUCCUCAUAGAGAUGGAAGGCUUUGAUAGUGGAAAUGAACAGAUUCUACUAAUAGGAGCGACAAAUAGGCCCCAAGAACUUGAUGAAGCAGCAAGGAGGCGACUAACAAAACGGUUGUAUAUACCACUUCCAUCAGCAGAAGCAAGAGCCUGGAUUGUACAAAAUCUCCUGGAAAAAGAUGGGUUGUUUAGACUCUCGAGGGAGGACAUGGAUAUGAUAUGCAAAAUAACUGAAGGCUACUCUGGAUCGGACAUGAAAAAUCUUGUAAAGGAUGCUUCCAUGGGCCCACUUAGAGAUGCUUUGAAGCAUGGCAUAGAAAUUACAAAAUUAAACAAGGAGGACAUGAGACCAGUAACGCUACAGGAUUUUAAAGAUGCAUUGCAGGAGGUCAGGCCGUCAGUUUCACCUAAUGAACUUGGUAUAUAUGAAAGCUGGAAUAAACAAUUUGGAAGCUUGGCACUUUAGCACCAGCCUAGGUAAAUGACCUGAAAUGAUUAAGCAAUGUGAUAAAAUCCAACAUUCACUGUUAUACUAAGUAUUAAAAAGACAUAGGUAGUGUAUUGCUUAAGAACUAUAUAUUAAUAAGCUGAAGUUUAGUUUUAGCUCAACUUGUAUCUCCGCACGAGCUAUGGGUUACACACCAAAUCUUUCUAGUGCAUUAUAAACGACCAAAAGCAAGAAAAUUUUUGCUUCAAUUAUUUUUUGCGAGACAAAUAAUGUUUGGUCUAGUGGACAGAAUUUCAAAAGGAAAAAAAAAUAGAGGAUGAGACUUAUUGCUAAAUGUUUUCCCAUUCUAAGGUUUAGGUGGUGCCAAAAUGGCAAACUAUCUACAGAGUGUAACUUCCUUGUCUUGUCUUGUAGUUUGGAUUGGUUGAUUUCAUUGUUGGUGUAUUGUAGCUCUUUACCUUUCAUAAUAUACAAUAUAAUCGUGUACUUCAGUUCUA